UAUAAAACGAGAGGGACAGUGAAAUGCUCCAUCAGAAAAAAUUCAUCCCGCUCUUCCGUUUCUACAGUGAAAGUGAUUUAAUUCACAUUUUGCAUCAUGAAGAUCUCAUUAUUUCUUGUUCUAACAAGCGUCACACUUGUUCUUAGUGCCUCAAGGUCUAAACGAGCAGCUUAUGAUCUUCCUGAUGGAGCUGAAUUGCUUGUUGGAGCCGUAAGAACCACAUUCGUUUGUAGCACAGACGGCUACUACGCCGAUCAGGACAACAACUGCCAAAUCUUCCACGUGUGCCACACCGUCGUCAACAACGACGGAACGUCUGAGAUGCUCCAGUGGUCGUUCCUGUGCGGCAAUCAGACCGUCUUCAACCAGUUCUCCUUCACCUGCACCUACCCUGAAGACGCCGUUCCUUGUGGAAGCGCGAGGGAUUUCUAUUACCUGAAUGCCAACCUGGGAGCUGGUCCCAACGUUCCUUUCCACAACGAGCAAGAUGUGGCCAGGGCGGAGGCUGUUACACCAGGACGAGGACAGGGAAGCUACAGACAGCCUGUCCUACAACCCCAACCUCAACCACGACCACAAGGCACAGGCUCUAGAACGGGAACUGGUUUUGGAAGAGGAGGCUAGACAAGGACUUUUUCAAAUAUUUUAGAAGAAAUAUCGGCUUUCUGCCAUUGUAGUAUCACUUGGAACGCACAUGCCAGUCGACGCUUCUUUUACAAGUUCCUUACUUUUUCCGUCUCAGAAAAUUGUCAUUAUAUAGAGACGAUACAUUUGUUAUUGGAUACUUUCAUAUCCGUUCAUAGUUUUUUUUUUUAAAUGAAUAUUUUCGUUCUUUGCAAAUACUGUUAGCGUAAGAAAAAAUCACCUUAUUGUUAUUCAACAUAAGUUUUUUGAAGCAUUUAAAUAUUCAAAAUGCGACGGAAGACUUAUACAAAAAUUUGAUAUCUUCUUUUCCUUAAACUACUGUCAUUCAGUUAGAAUUAUCAUCAUAUCUAUUGAUUAAGUAUUAAAGGAUGUUUGAUUGAAAAUCAGUUCUUGAUAAAAAUGCACGCUUGUUGCAUUUUUAAUUUCAUACAAAAAAUCAGAAAAUGUAUGCAUAUUUCAUAAGCAGUUUAUUUGGAAGAGCCAUUUCCCCGCUAGACCAAGGCUUCUCUACAACUUGUCACUUGGGAAAACGUUCGUGCGAAUGCAAGAGUUUGCGAAAUUCAUUUUUUUUAGGGUGGCGGUGAUGGUUCAAGUAUGUUUAGCUUACAUGGUGUGAAGAAAUGUUUUUUAAAUAACACCACUGCCGAAAAAAAUUGUAAUUUUGUACAUAACAUUAUCGCGAGCAUUUUUUGUAUUUGUAAAGCUAUUAUUUUGAAAAAAUAAAUUGCAGGCAUUGCAGA
Molecule: messenger RNA, 1385 nt
Organism: Uloborus diversus
Lineage: Eukaryota; Metazoa; Arthropoda; Arachnida; Araneae; Uloboridae
Exons: 4
Coding region: 97-624 (175 amino acids)
Cellular component (GO): extracellular region
Molecular function (GO): chitin binding
Source: RefSeq, a predicted model, not a curated record